AUGGAUCCUGCUUCGGCGUCUGUUGCGUUUAUCGGCUUCGCUGCCAGCCUCACAACACUUGCUGGCCUGGUGGUCGAUUCCGUCCAGACCCUAUCCGAGCUUCGUCGCCGACUGAUUCAUGCCCCUGAAGAGCUCGAGCGGCUCUUGUCCGUGCUUCGGCAGCACAAGUCGAUUCUGCUUGAACUUCGAGAUCGCAUCAGGGUGUUUACGCCGGAGGAGCUUCCCGCUGAGCUACGCCAAUUUUGGGAGGAAAACAAUACACAGAUGGCCGCAGACUAUGCACGGUUGAAAGAGCAUGCGGAAAAGAUACGGACCACGUUCCAAGAGACGACGAUUACAAAGAAAUCUGUACGAGCUUGA
This is a messenger RNA of Fonsecaea monophora, 360 nucleotides long. RefSeq names its product Pyrroline-5-carboxylate. The record is from RefSeq and is a predicted model, not a curated record. The transcript has a single exon. Lineage: Eukaryota; Fungi; Ascomycota; Eurotiomycetes; Chaetothyriales; Herpotrichiellaceae. Bases 1 to 360 code for a protein of 119 amino acids.